AUGAUUCCCGCCCCAUCAAAAGUGGACAACUCCGAAUAUACUGUUGGAUGGAUUGCCGCAUUACCACAUGAAAGGGCCGCAGCUCAAGCAAUGCUGGACCGGAAGCAUGCACCGCCCCAGCAGAAACAUGCAAAUGACCACAACACCUACAGCCUGGGCUCCAUCACCGGCUCGAACGGAGAACAUAAUGUCGCUAUCGCCAGCCUCCCGUUCGGCCGAUACGGAACGACCUCCGCCGCUACGGUAGCGACGCAUAUGCUCUCUAGCUUUCCCAACAUUAAGUUCGGACUGAUGGUUGGGAUAGGGGGUGGUAUCCCAAGCGAUGACAAUGACAUCCGGCUAGGCGAUGUUGUGGUGAGCAAACCUGAGGGUACAUUCGGGGGCGUUAGGCAAUACAAUUCCGGAAAAGCUACUACACACGGCUUCGAGGAGCGUGGCCAGCUAAACUCCCCACCACAGGUUCUGCUCAACGCUAUGGGUGCGCUUGUAAGCAAACAUGAAAUGGAAGAGAGCGACAUACCUAGUCUGUUAGAAGCUAUGGGAAAGCAGUAUCCGAAGAUGGUCAGCCAAGCGAAAGAGCCGGGAUAUGUCUACCAGGGUGCAGAAUACGAUCGGCUAUUCGAAGAGGACUAUGCGCAUGAUAGCAGUAAGAAAGACUGUGACGAGUGCGACCCCGCGAAGAUGGUGAAGCGCCAAGAGAGAUACGAUCAAAACCCAUUGAUUCACUAUGGCACUAUUGCUUCUGGCGACGAGGUUAUCAAAGAUGCUCGAAAACGGGGUUUGUUGUCCAAAAACUGCCUCUGCUUCGAAACGGAAGCUGCUGGGUUAAUGAAUAAUUUCCCAUGUCUUGUUAUCCGUGGAAUUUGCGACUACUCUGAUAGUCAUAAGAAUGAUCGGUGGCAAAGGUAUGCGGCUGCUACGGCGGCUGCAUAUGCCAAAGAGCUUCUUCAGAUUACCGAUGUUGCCGAAACCAGAAGCACACCUUGUGCAAGCGAUGUUAUGGAUAAGUUAAAAGAAAUCAAAUCUAUCACAAAAGACAUUGUCCAAGAUCGAAAGCGACAAGAUGUUUUUAGAUGGCUAACUACACUUAAUCCAUCUUCUCGGCAUCUCGAGAGUCAAAAGAGGCGUGUUGAAGGUACAGGCAGAUGGAUGCUUGAGGACCCGAAGUUUGUCCAGUGGUCUUCGGCAACGGCAAAAUGUAAGACACUCUGCUGUUACGGGGCUGCAGGGGCUGGUAAGACAAUUAUCUCCUCUCUUGUGAUUGACCGAUUGAAAGAGCGCUCGGCAGCCACGAAGUCAAGCAUAGGGCUUGCAUACGUGUACUGCGAUUACCGUGACCAGAAGGAACAAUCGCUAGAAAACAUCCUUGGCGCAGUCUUGAAGCAACUACUAGGGCUUCUUCCUGAAAUUCCUGAGACCAUUUUGAAAGUAUACGACGAGCAGGCUGCUCAUCAGAAAUCAUUAAGCUCGGCAGAUGCGGUGGAUCUUCUACACACAACCUGUGCGCAGUUUAGUAAGACAUACGUUUGUCUAGACGCGCUUGAUGAAUUUGGUGAUCUACGGGGUCUUCUAAUCAAAUUGCGUGACAGUCCUUCCUCAAUGCAGAUAUUCUUGACUGGCCGUCAACAUAUCCAGGGUACUGUCCAGGAAUAUUUCAACGAAGAGAAUAUCAUUCCUAUCGAAGCUCGCGAAAACGACAUUCGACUAUUCUGUGAACAUGAAAUUGGUGGAGACAAUGAUCUUGAGCCCGAUGCUAUGGAUGAGGAACUUAGAAAGGUUACUUUGAGAAAAGUUACUAAAUCUGCUGAAGGAGUCUUUCUACUACCUACCUUGCAAAUCCGCGCCGUCCUCCAAGCUACAACAAUCCGUGAUCGUUACGAAGCUCUCGAGACGUUGCCGUCAAAUCUUGACGAGGCCUUUAACGGAACUAUGAGUAGAAUUGAGCAGCAGCCCAGCACUCUAUUCAAAAAGGCGGCAACUAUUCUUGCUUGGAUCCAUCUGGCAGAACGCCCACUUACUGUUAAUGAGCUAUUAUGCUCCCUUUCGAUCAAGGACGGCGACAAAUUUUUUGACCCAAACGGCAUACCUAUCAGAAAAUCUCUACUGAACUGCUGUCAAGGACUGGCUCUGAUUGACCAAGAGACAUCAACUGUCCGGUUAAUCCACUAUUCUCUCGAGGAGUAUCUCAUCCGUCAAGACAAAAUAUUUGGCUACACCAAAGCAGCAUGGCACAGCAGAAUCGCACGUACAUGUCUUACGUUUCUCCAAUUUCCGUCAAGGGGAACUGAAGCCACAAUAUGGGAGAGCGAUGAGACCAUUACACUUUUGUUCUAUGCUGCUAAACAAUGGGGCCACCAUCUUCGAAGGGCUGAUGAUGUGGGGGAGACGCUAUUGGAACUUGCUAAAGAAUAUCUCUACAGCGGGCUAGCAGAUAAUCCCAAACACUUGCACAUCCUGUCAGACGAAUCUAGACUCCAAGGAUGA
Bipolaris maydis ATCC 48331 is the source of this 2484-nucleotide messenger RNA. RefSeq lists its product as uncharacterized. The record is from RefSeq and is a predicted model, not a curated record. Gene Ontology annotation, biological process: nucleoside metabolic process. NCBI's taxonomy places the organism in Eukaryota, Fungi, Ascomycota, Dothideomycetes, Pleosporales, Pleosporaceae. Gene Ontology annotation, molecular function: catalytic activity.